This is a messenger RNA of Monomorium pharaonis (pharaoh ant), 528 nucleotides long. RefSeq lists its product as uncharacterized. The record is from RefSeq and is a predicted model, not a curated record. The coding region runs from base 1 to 528 and encodes 175 amino acids. The transcript is spliced from 3 exons. NCBI's taxonomy places the organism in Eukaryota, Metazoa, Arthropoda, Insecta, Hymenoptera, Formicidae.
AUGGCAAAGCUUUACUUCUCAUGGGUUGACCAUGGGACAGAUAGACAAGAGGUGGAGUGGUGUCGGGUAGAAACUUCUGCCGGACAAACUUGUAUGGCCCUAGUUCGCUGGAAAACUCCGCCCGAGAACGAGUCUCAAGAACCAGAUCAAAAAAGCGUACGCGAACGUGAAAGAUAUCGGACCUACGGUGGUCGCCUUUGUGCCUUAAAGGCUGCGUCGGCCGGAUCGACGCCCCAUGCCAUCACGGCUGGUUGUGGGGACCGCGAGUUGCAGCAACUCGCACCAAACCACAACAAAUUAAUCGGCCGCAACCCGAUAAUCGUGAGGCUCUCCAGGGCGGCGAUCCAGGAAAAUGCCUCGCGGCGUCCUCAUCAAGUUUACAAUGACGGAGGUAAAUGGCACGACGUGGCGUUGUCACACAAGAAACAUGGGUCUGCGAGGACAACGAGUUCUCUUCCUGAGAUACGUUCGACUUUAAACAAUCCCAAUCUCCGUCGUUGUAUAAUGGAGAAAAAAUUCAAGGAGUAA